This is a messenger RNA of Pisolithus orientalis, 615 nucleotides long. Its product is annotated as silencing group B protein. The record is from RefSeq and is a predicted model, not a curated record. Lineage: Eukaryota; Fungi; Basidiomycota; Agaricomycetes; Boletales; Pisolithaceae. The transcript has 5 exons. The annotation marks the transcript as partial. Gene Ontology annotation, molecular function: protein N-terminal-serine acetyltransferase activity; protein-N-terminal-glutamate acetyltransferase activity. Gene Ontology annotation, cellular component: NatA complex. Gene Ontology annotation, biological process: N-terminal peptidyl-glutamic acid acetylation.
GAUCUCAUUAAUAUCCAACGAUGCAACCAGCUCUGUUUACCUGAAAACUACCUUGCACAAUUUUGGGCAUUCUCUAUCGUAUCGUGGCCUCAUGCAUCGUUCCUUGCAGAAAACGCAGGCGGAAUGGUAGUUGGUUAUGUACUGGCGUCCGUGGAACCAGUUGACGGCCAACCCCAUCUUCUAAUCGGACAUAUCAAUUCUCUAGCUGUCCUUCGCCCUUACCGACGCCUUGGGCUCGCGAAGCGACUCAUGAAUAUCUCCAGAGAAUCCAUGACAAGCACCUACCACCUCCAGUAUAUCCAGCUGAACGUGCGGAUAUCGAACAGGGCUGCCUUAGCCCUCUAUCGGGACGUUCUGGGGUACACCAUCUAUCGCGUCGAGCGCAAAUACUAUGCUGAUAGCGAGGAUGCGUUCACCAUGCGGCUUUGGAUUCACGGCAAUCCAAAUGUGGCGGAUACACGGUCAGUUCUUUCUUUCAUUUAUCUCAUCUCAGCAAUGUGCGAGGACGCAGGAGCGUUAACGAACCCCCCCAAUUUACAUACACUAGGCAAGAAAGACGAACAGUGCUUCGCGCCGUGCAUCAGUACGCAUCGUGCAAGGGUCGAUUACUUCUAG